AUGCACGUUGAGCAAAAGGUAAACAAGGCCAAAAAGGCAGAGAAAAAGCAACGUCGUUGCCUGGCAAUUAUAAAAGCUGACUGUAAUGUAUCUCAAAGUGACUCACCUACGCUCUACCUGGCCAUACUCAAUGUGGGACUGAGCAAUGGUCUCACCGAAGAAGCGCUACUGGCUGCGGCUGCCGCAACAGGCGGCCAAGUGUCGCAGGUGCUGAUGCUGCCCUCGAAAUCGUAUUGUUUUCUGGUAUGCACCACAUUGGAGGAUUGCCAGCUUGUGUACCAGGGCAUGCACAAUCGGGCGACCAUUGGUCAGCAGGGCGCCGUUGCUUACCUCAGUUACGUGUUGCAAUUGCCCAAGGAAAUAGAAGAAAACGGUUGGCAAAAAUCGCUGCCCAAUGGUCUCGUACUGCUGCCCAACUUUGUCAGUGGAGCGGAGGAAGCAGCUCUGCUCCAGGCAGUUGCUGUUGUUGGCCCUGGUUCUGCCUGCACGGCGGACACUACUCUGAAGCACAGGCAUGUCAAGCAUUUUGGCUAUGAGUUUCUUUACGGCAGCAAUAAUGUGGAUGCGCUGCAACCGCUGGAACAGCCCAUUCCGACUGCAUGUGAUUUCUUGUGGCAGCGCUUGGCCUGCAGCGAAGCGCCAGCGCUUGAUACACCCGAUCAGCUGACUGUCAAUGAGUAUGAGCCCGGACAGGGUAUACCACCGCAUGUGGACACACACAGCGCUUUUGUAGAUCCCAUACUCUCGCUCUCGCUGCAAUCCGAUGUGGUCAUGGACUUUCGUCGCGGUCAGGAGCUUGUGCACGUGCUGUUGCCACGCCGUUCGCUCCUGGUCAUGUCCGGCGAAUCGCGAUAUGAUUGGACGCACGGCAUCAAGCCCAAACACAUUGAUGUCAUACCCACGCAAGCGGGCAGCCUGACGACGCAGUCGCGCACCAAACGAACUUCACUCACCUUUAGGCGAUUGCGCCGAGGACCCUGCGAUUGCCAAUAUCCGACGCUCUGUGAUACGCGUCAGACCACAGCUCCACAGGCGGUGACUGACGAGCUGGCCACGCAUGCGAGUCACCUGGAGCAGCAAAAUGUGCAUGAAGUUUAUGACAAGAUUGCGAAUCAUUUUAGCGAUACGCGCCACACUCCCUGGCCGCAAGUUGCCGAGUUCCUGAACAGCUUUGCGCCACAAUCGGUGCUGCUGGAUGUGGGCUGUGGCAAUGGCAAAUAUCUUGGCUGUAAUCCCCAAUUGCUGGCCAUUGGCUGUGAUCGUUCGCUCGGUUUGCUGGGCGUUAGCAAUGCGCGAGGCCGAAACGUUUUUCGUUGCGAUUGCCUGCAGUUGCCGGUGCGCAGUGGCAGCAUUGAUGGCUGCAUCAGCAUUGCGGUCAUACAUCAUCUGGCCAGCGGGGAGCGUCGGCUGACAGCGCUCCGUGAGCUGGCCCGUGUGCUGCGUCCAGGCGGUCGUGCGCUCGUCUACGUCUGGGCGAAGGAUCAGCGACGGAACGACAACAAAUCGGCCUAUUUGCGACAAAACAAAGCUGUCAACAAGCAGCGCACCACAGAGCAGGCGCAGCGCCAGAAGCUCGCACAGCAAUUGGAAAGUAUGGAGCUGGACCAACAGCAGCUACAGGUGCCUGUGCCGUUGCCGGUGCAUACAAAUCGCACCGAGUUCCAGCAGCAGGAUGUCUAUGUGCCCUGGAAAACCAAAGAUGAGCAGCGCACAACAUUUCUGCGCUACUAUCAUGUCUUCGAAGAGCAGGAACUGGAGCGUUUGGUGUUGCAAGUGGAAGACGUAUUGCUUAGGCGCAGCUACUAUGAUCAGGGCAAUCAUUGUGUGAUCUUUGAAAAGAUGCCGCAAUGAAAAUGUAAUCUGCAAAUAAACCAAAAAGAUGUGCUUGAAAAAGUCAAUGUUUGAAAAUAUGCUUUAUAAAUAAAA
Messenger RNA from Drosophila novamexicana, 1926 nucleotides. RefSeq names its product alkylated DNA repair protein alkB homolog 8. Gene Ontology annotation, cellular component: nucleus; cytoplasm. Gene Ontology annotation, biological process: tRNA wobble uridine modification. Gene Ontology annotation, molecular function: S-adenosylmethionine-dependent methyltransferase activity; tRNA binding. The transcript has a single exon. NCBI's taxonomy places the organism in Eukaryota, Metazoa, Arthropoda, Insecta, Diptera, Drosophilidae. The record is from RefSeq and is a predicted model, not a curated record. Bases 1 to 1851 code for a protein of 616 amino acids.